Molecule: messenger RNA, 1434 nt
Organism: Alnus glutinosa
Lineage: Eukaryota; Viridiplantae; Streptophyta; Magnoliopsida; Fagales; Betulaceae
Product: leucine-rich repeat extensin-like protein 3
Exons: 2
Coding region: 230-1177 (315 amino acids)
Source: RefSeq, a predicted model, not a curated record
GAUUCAUUUAGAGGCUACUCUAUUGAUAGGAGCCCACUACCCUCAAACUUAGAUUAUAGAUUAGUGAAAGGUUUUGAAGCUUCAUUUACCAUUAAUUAAACAAAUGCUGCCAUACUCAUUGAAGGAAUGGCAGUAUAAAUUGUGACCCCUCUGUGCUUAUUUACAGGCAGUCCAAAUCUUUGUGGCAUAGAAGUCGCCUGACUGUUGGGGUUUUUAUUAUUGCUUAAAAAUGGCCAAUCUUUGGCCUCACCUAGUCUAUGCAUUGGCAUUGUUCUUAUUAGCCACCAAUGUAGCAGCAGAAGACAAGCUACAACCACCACCAUUAUUCCCAUCCCCAUUUCCACUACCUAAGCCUCCCCCACCAUCUCAAUCACCUCCUCUUACAUCACGUAAUCUUCUACCGCCAUUCUCAUUCCCAUUCCCAAUUCCACUACCUAGGCCUCCACACCACAGGCGUCCCCCACCACCACCACCACCCCAAUCUCCAUCACCUCCCCCACCAUCUCCGUCACCACCACCACCAUCUCCAUCACCUCCGCCUCCUCCCAAGAGGUCACCUCCUCCUCCUCCCAAAAAGUCACCUCCCCCACCAUCUCCGUCACCACCACCACCACCAUCUCCAUCACCUCCUCCUCUACCAUCUCCGUCACCUCCGCCUCCACCCAAGAAGUCACCUCCUCCUCCUCCCAAGAAGUCACCUCCCCCACCAUCUCCGUCACCACCACCACCACCAUCUCCGUCACCACCACCACCACCAUCUCCAUCACCUCCUCCUCCACCAUCUCCGUCACCUCCGCCUCCACCCAAGAAGUCACCUCCUCCUCCUCCCAAGAAGUCACCUCCCCCACCAAUUCCGUCACCUCCUCCCCCACCAUCUCCGUCACCACCACCACCACCACCAUCUCCGUCACCUCCUCCUCCACCAUCUCCGUCACCUCCGCCUCCUCCCAAGAAGUCACCUCCCCCACCAUCUCCGUCACCACCACCACCACCACCAUCUCCGUCAGCUCCUCCUCCCCCAUCUCCGUCACCUCCGCCUCCUCCCAAGAAGUCACCUCCUCCUCCUCCUCCUUCUCCCAAGAGGUCACCUCCUCCUCCACCCAAGAAGUCACCUCCCCCACCACUUUCAUCACCUCCUCCUCCUUCGAACGAGAAGCCGCCACCACCUCCCAAUUAAUGUUGACUAAAACAAACAUUCUCCGUACUAAGUUGUCUAAUAAAGUCAUAAAAAGAAUAAUUGGUGCUGAAGUAAUCAGAUGCCAUCGUCGGGGACUGGUUUACUACUACUGUUCAAUGCCAAACAAUGCAACCUACUUGAGACAAGUGGGCAUAUAUAAUAUACAAUAAAGGACAUACAUGAUGCCAUGCAGCUCAUGUGCAAAAUAUGAUUUUAUUCUCUUGAGUUGAGAUAUAAUAAAUUUGUGAUUCCUAUAA